Molecule: messenger RNA, 2831 nt
Organism: Drosophila erecta
Lineage: Eukaryota; Metazoa; Arthropoda; Insecta; Diptera; Drosophilidae
Product: cocaine esterase
Exons: 2
Coding region: 962-2827 (621 amino acids)
Source: RefSeq, a predicted model, not a curated record
AAAUAAGGCUAGACAGCAAACUGCAACUCUAGUAACCCACGAUCCACCCUCGUUUGGUACCUCCAGAGGGCUGGCUCUUGGGUUUUAGGGUCCAGAUCGACAUAUAGUUGAGGUCCGUUACCAUGGCUGUAUAAACAACCUACCCAACGCGCCGCUGCUUUCCACACUCAUUUCGCUGCUGAAUGGAAUGGAUGGUAUGUUGGUGGUGUCGCUGGUGUUUUGAUCUAUGGAUGCAUGAAUGAUUCGCUGCGCACCGCAGCAGCAAAAGCAACAGCGACGUAAUGACACCAGAAAACAAUUGAAAUAAUUCUAGCAGAAAUUUUCGUUAGCUCACCGACCCAGGGCAGCAAACUUUGUUCGUGGUGUGUGUGUUUGACCAUUUUUUCCGUGGCUCAGUUUUCAUUUCAACUCCGAGCGGACUAAAAGUUGCAGCGAAAAAAGCGAAAUUUCAGUGAAAUAUACCUAUAUUUUGUGGUUGGAGAAAAACCUGCUUAAAAAGGCGUACGAUAAUUAAUAAAUGCGCUUAAAUGCGCCAUGAACUAUGCAAAAGUGAUGUGCAAAAAGUGAGAGCUAACAAGUGAGCGUUGCAACUGGCAAUCAUGUGGAAUGCAUUAAGGAUUCAGCAGAUUUUGCGGCUACUCCAGAUUCUGAUUCACCUGUCGCCGCUCUGUUCUGCCCAACAGACGCACAUUAAGUUGGAGCAGGGCGAUCUCAUUGGGCUCAAGGUCUUUCCGGAUGGGACACGUGGCGCUGUCUACGCCUUCUUGGGCAUUCCCUACGCCCAGGCUCCCCUCAACGAGCUGCGAUUUGCUGUAACUUGCUGUAAAGGAACUUAAAUCACAUAGUUUGUAGGACAAUUUCAUUUCCGCAAUAUUUGACUUUUGGUUUUUAAAAUCAUUGACCAGUCAUUUGGGGUUAAAAUGAGUUCUUUUUAAUUGGCCCAUUGAUUACCCUGAGAUAAAUGAGAUGUUUUCGUUUCCAGCUCGCCAAGCCGAGCGCCAGUUUCAAUCGCACCCUCCAGGCCACCACCAUGCAGCCCCUCUGCCCGCAGCUCGCGAACACCAUUUACGACGAGAGCUCCGAUGGCGGCAUGCCCAGAUCAGUGAGCACCGACGAGGACUGCCUGUACCUGAACAUUUGGACACCGGAGUCGGGCAUGCGGUACGGCAAGCUGCCCAUAGUGGUCAUUGUCACGGGUGAGGAGUUCGCCUACGACUGGCCCAGAAACCGCAUCAAUGGCUUGGAUCUGGCUGGAGAGGGCAUUGUGGUGGUCAGUGUCCAGUACCGAAAUAAUAUCUACGGCUGGCUGAGUCUGGGGGAACAGCACCGUAAUGUACCUGGAAAUUAUGGACUAAGCGACGUUCAGAUGGCACUGCGUUGGAUUCAAAGGAAUGCAAAUGCCUUUGGCGGCAAUCCAGAUCACAUUACGCUUCUGGGGCAUGGGAGUGGAGGAGCCCCUCUGGCACUGGUUGCUACAUUGCAGGAUUCCAGCUUGGUAAAACAACUGGUGCUCAUGUCACCCGGUCCUAUAAUGCGUACCUUGGGCCAGAAUCACCAAAAGCGGAUAGUGGAAACUGGUCAGGUGCUGGUACAGAAAUUGGGCUGCCAAUUUGAGGAGGCCCAACGUCGCCAGUUGAUGGGUUGUCUUAGGCGCAAGUGCCGGGAGGACUUGCUGCGUGCCUACGAAAGCGUCUAUAACCAUGGCAACGGAAGCUCCCAGCUGGGCGUGAUUCUACCCGACGGAUUGCCACUCGAACAACGCCUUCGAAACAGAACAUUGCCCCCCGUACUUCUAGGCAUCACCUCCAACGAAGGCGCAUUCCUGCAGGACUACUGGCUGGAUGUGGCCAGGGAGGGUCAGGUGGCGCUUCAUAGGUACAUCAAUAACACAGUGUUGCCAAGUGUGAUGCGAGCACUAGAAUCGGUGGGUGAGGAGAGCGCCUCCCAGCUGGCGGCCAUUAGAUGGAGGUACUUCAGUGGCAAGGCAGAGGGUGUCAGCCACUUGCUGACUGGAAUGCAACGUCUACUCUCGGAAUCACUCUAUGAGUUACCUUUCUCACGAAUCUUGGAGUUUUUAAAUGGAACCACUAGCUACGCCUAUGUAUUCGACCAGUCCCACUCGAUGGACAUGCGAGGCAAAAGGAAUCUUUUCGGGGGAGCCUCCCACAGCUCGGAUCUGCCACUUCUCCUAGGUCCGAGUCUGUUCCAGCAGAUAGCUCGUCGAAGAUUUAGUGGCGAGGAGGAGCAGCUAUGUCGGAAAGUAAGAGGAGCCUUUGCGAACUUCAUUAAAAAUGGCAAUCCCACUCCGGGGCGAAUAUACGACGGAUGGUUACCCUACAACAAAGAGAACCCAUUCGUGUAUAGUUUGGGAGAACAAGCAAAGACUCCGCAGACAGGAUCAGUGGAUGAAUCCGAGGUGGAUAAGCUACUUAAGGGGGAGUCAGAAGGUCCAGGACAAGAUAGAAGCUUAUCGCGUAGCAACCGCCACGAUACCUAUAGAGCAGCACCCUCAAAUUCCUACACGGCCAGCAAUCAACUGGAUUCAGGAUACUCCAAUCACUUGCAAAAGGUUUACGGAUUCUGGCAGGUGCUAAUGCCACUGGAAAGAGAGGAUGAUUUGAGGGGAGGAGGAGCUCUGGGCCAGCGAGUUCGACUCCGGGAAGUGAGUGCCGAUGCAGCACGCUACCGUCAGGGAUUCUAUGCAAUGUUGGGACUGGUGUGCCUACUCCUGGCCUGCCUGUGCCUGUGCGUUUAUCUUCUCAAAAGAGACCCGAAUGCAAUGCGACGACGCAGCGCAUCCUCGACUUCAGAUUGCUACAGCUUAUGACAUA